AUGAACCUACCAGCGAAUAACAUCAACAACUCAAACCAACAACAACAACAACAACAACAACAACAACAACAUCAGUACUACACCAACAACACCAACUAUCAUCAAAACCUAAACCAGUCCUCAUCUCACUCCUCAUCUCAAGCACCCUCAACCGAACAGUACUAUGGAUCCCGAUCAGCUAGCAGAACCUCAAGCCAUCCACAGCACCCAUCAGCAACUCAAACCGAUCAGAUCGGAUUCAGAAGACUCAUCCCAGGCUCAGCCCACCUCUUCCCAAUCCUACACGACACUCCUGUCGAGCGCAGGGUAAACCCAUACGACGGUACAUUCAUCUCCCCCCUCAGUGCUCUGACCAUCCAUCUAGCGGAUACCUACAGACUCGUCAACCCAGCAUUCCGCUACGAACUCAGUCUGAACCCAAGGAGAGUACUCACCAAACCAUCCAAACCGGCGGGUAAUAACGGAUUAGAUAACGAAGACUCUGAUUAUAUUCUAUACGUCAACGAUAUCCUAGGCGGCAGUCCUUCCUCAACAACAACCGAUCCAAACCAAUUACAACUACUCCAGCAGCAGCAACACCAGCAGCAGCAACAGGAUCCAAACCAUCAGAUCAGAUCAAUCAGAUCAUCAGCCAGUCACAAGUAUCUGAUCUUAGACGUACUCGGCCAGGGCACUUUCGGCCAGGUCGUCAAAUGUCAAGAUAUGAAGACUCACCAAGUGGUCGCCGUCAAGGUCGUCAAGAAUAAACAGGCUUACUUCAGUCAGAGUAUGAUGGAGGUUACCAUCCUAGAAUUACUCAAUAACACCUGGGAUCCUGAGAACAAACAUCACAUCCUUCGAAUGAAGGAUACCUUCAUUCACCACAACCAUCUCUGUCUAGUCUUCGAACUACUCUCCUCAAACCUAUACGAACUCAUCAAACAGAACUCAUUCAGAGGACUCAGUACCAGUCUCGUCAGAGUAUUCACCAACCAACUACUCGAUGCAUUAACUGUCCUCAACGAGGCUCAUCUCAUCCACUGCGAUCUCAAACCAGAGAACAUCCUAUUAACCUCGCUCUCAUCCCCAGAGAUCAAAGUCAUCGACUUUGGUUCGGCCUGUCACGAACGUCAAACCGUCUAUACUUACAUCCAAUCCAGGUUUUAUCGUUCUCCUGAAGUCAUCUUGGGCCUACCUUACUCGUCUGCAAUCGACAUGUGGUCAUUGGGUUGUAUAUGUGUCGAGCUCUUUUUGGGUUUACCGUUGUUUCCCGGAACAUCUGAAUAUAACCAGAUCACGAGGAUUGUUGAAAUGCUGGGAAUGCCGCCUUCGUAUAUGCUGGACGUUGGACGACAAACCACUCAAUUUUUUGACGUGAUCGAAGACACUUUUAACGGCGCUCGAAAGGUCUACAAGCUCAAAAGCUUGGAACAAUAUUCCAAGGAGCACAAUGUUGCCGAGCAACCUAGCAAGCGAUACUUUCAACAAAACACACUAGAAGACAUCAUCAGUCAAUAUCCGGUGAUUCGCAAAGGCAUGAAACCAGCCGAUCUCGAGAAAGAAAAGCAAAACCGGAUUGCUUUCAUUGACUUUGUUAAAGGUCUUCUGAACAUCAAUCCAAUCGAAAGGUGGUCUCCUCAGCAAGCUCGGUUACAUCCUUUUAUCUUGGGGGAACCUCUUCGCGAGCCCUAUAUCCCUAUGAAGUCUGGAUUUGUUUCAAAUCCUGGAGGUGAUAGAGUCAUGGAGCUCGCCCAAAAAGGGUAUGGCCACUCACCCAUAGACCCCCAAGCUUCUCCCCAAACCGCUGGUGGCGCUGGCUCAAACGAUCUGUCCAAACGUCCUUACGGUGGCCUCCCUGCGGCACCUGUCCGAUCCGGACAAAAGGUUUAUGAUGCCGCCGCCUACUCCCAACUACAAGCCCAGCAGCAAGUCAUCAACGCACAGGCAGCCGCAAUGCGUCAACAUCAGGUCCAAGCUGCUCAGCAAAGUCAGAAUCCCUAUGCGCUACCUCAGGACAAUCGUUCCAAUCUUACUCAACUACCUCCCCAAUCAAAUCAUCAGCAACAACCCCCAAACUCCGCACCUGCCCUUACGCAUCAACUACCACCUCAAUACGCUUCCAAUCGUGUGGCACUGUCUCACCCACCUCAACCUACCUCCCUCGCCACCAGCUCAUCAGCUGCCAUAAACAUCCCACAUUCUUACUAUAGUACACGCGGGGCUGGUGGUAGUGGAUUCUCAGGACCAUUGACAACGGGUAGCAUAGCUGGUCCUCAAAUGCAACCGCUCAUGUCACACAAUCAAAUGAUUUACAACCCGAUCCUCAACCCGAGUGGAUCGACCAAUCCUUCCAGUCACGUCCGAACUUCUUCAGGCUCUCGACAACGGUCCGGAACGCUAGAUCAGAUGGACAUUGUCCCUCCCCAGUUACAAAAGGUCCAAGUCGAUCUGGCCAAUUAUUCUGGACAGAGCGUCACCCCCGUCCUCAGGCGGGACGACCAAUAUCUGGCCUGGGAGCAGAGACAACAACACGGCAUUGGCGCUGCGAAUUCGACUGGGAUUCCCGGGAAUAGUGGCCUCACUCGUAGGGCUAGCUAUCGGGCGAACCCUCAAUUGGAUUAUUUGCACGAGCAGACUUACUUUUGAUGAUCCUUUUUGCUCACGUUCCCCUCUUUCUUCUUCCAAAAAAUUUCAACAUCUCCACUCACUCUCCAUCUCCCAACUUUUCCUCCAAAAUACUUACCCCUUCCAAAAAAAAACGAAAACUCAACCUAAAUCCACAAAAAAAUCUUCUGAAACGAUGAAAAAUAUGAAACAUCAAAAAAAAAACUUGAAUGGAAAACUUCGUACUCGGUAUUUUUCAUCCCAUGGUUCAUGAUUGGCCGACAUAUUCUGAACUCUCGAUUGGACUUGUAUGGUUGAUUGGGAAAAAUCUGUCCCAACCAAACCAGGCGGAGUCGAACGAUGCAUGGAGUUCAAGCCAUCGAGGACAAGGG
Puccinia graminis f. sp. tritici CRL 75-36-700-3 is the source of this 2975-nucleotide messenger RNA. RefSeq names its product CMGC/DYRK/YAK protein kinase. Gene Ontology annotation, molecular function: ATP binding; protein serine/threonine kinase activity; protein tyrosine kinase activity. Gene Ontology annotation, cellular component: nucleus; cytoplasm. The transcript is spliced from 7 exons. Gene Ontology annotation, biological process: peptidyl-serine phosphorylation; peptidyl-threonine phosphorylation. NCBI's taxonomy places the organism in Eukaryota, Fungi, Basidiomycota, Pucciniomycetes, Pucciniales, Pucciniaceae. The record is from RefSeq and is a predicted model, not a curated record. Bases 1 to 2625 code for a protein of 874 amino acids.